GACAAAGUUCUGGUGUACUGCACCUUUCCAUCUAGCUACCCCCAAAUCAUGAAGGUUCUCCAACUUCAUGAGAUCCAGGCAUUGCAGAUCCACGGCAAAAUGACCAUCCCCACUAGGAUGAAAAUCAUCACUAAAUUCAAAAAUAGUGCAAGGGAUGGGCCUAGGGUAUUGAUUGUCUCCAAUGUAAGGCUAACUGGCCUAAAUUUACCUUGUGCCAGUAUAUUAAUAAUCAUUGACUGCCUCUGGUCAGCCACAGAAGAAAGCCAGCUGAUUGGGCAGAUCUAUUGCCCCUCCCAGCAGAAGACCGUCCAUGUUUACCGACUUGUUGCUGCAAACACCCAAGAUGUCUUUCUAAAUAACCUCUUCUUUGACAAGGCUGCUGUGUUGAAUGCCUUUAUAGGUGCAAUGCCUAGCUUAAGUGAGUUUUCCACUUUGGCUGGUAUAAAAAAUUGA
Molecule: messenger RNA, 453 nt
Organism: Suillus subaureus
Lineage: Eukaryota; Fungi; Basidiomycota; Agaricomycetes; Boletales; Suillaceae
Product: P-loop containing nucleoside triphosphate hydrolase protein
Exons: 3
Source: RefSeq, a predicted model, not a curated record